Fibroporia radiculosa is the source of this 1659-nucleotide messenger RNA. RefSeq lists its product as uncharacterized. Lineage: Eukaryota; Fungi; Basidiomycota; Agaricomycetes; Polyporales; Fibroporiaceae. The transcript has 10 exons. Gene Ontology annotation, molecular function: ATP binding; proton-transporting ATP synthase activity, rotational mechanism; ADP binding. The record is from RefSeq and is a predicted model, not a curated record. Gene Ontology annotation, biological process: proton motive force-driven ATP synthesis; proton transmembrane transport. Bases 1 to 1659 code for a protein of 552 amino acids.
AUGCACAGAGUCGCACUCAGGAAUUCCAUGCGCGCGUCCGCGCUCGCCGCUUCUAGGAGCGCCGGCCGGGUCGCCCCCACUGUCAUCCGCUCGUAUGCGACAGCAAAAGCUGGUAAUUGUUUCAAUCUCCCUGCUGGCACUGCAUCCGAGGUGUCCUCAAUUCUCGAGUCCCGCAUAGCUGGCACUUCCGUGGGCGCGAACGUCGAGGAGACUGGCCGCGUUCUUAGCGUCGGUGACGGUAUUGCGCGUGUAUGGGGUCUGAAAAACGUUCAGGCCGAGGAGAUGGUGGAAUUCUCCUCCGGUGUCCGCGGCAUGUGUUUGAACUUGGAGGCCGACAACGUCGGUGUCUCCAUUUUCGGUAACGAUCGUCUCAUCAAGGAGGGCGACACUGUCAAGCGUACUGGUCAGAUCGUCGACGUUCCUGUUGGCCCUGAGCUGCUCGGUCGUGUCGUUGACGCGCUCGGUAACCCCAUUGACGGCAAAGGUCCUAUUAACGUCUCCGAGCGUCGCCGUGCUUCGCUCAAGGCUCCCGGUAUCCUUCCCCGUCGCUCGGUCAACCAGCCCAUGAUGACAGGUAUUAAGCCCAUCGACGCCAUGGUUCCCAUUGGUCGUGGCCAGCGUGAGCUUAUCAUUGGUGACCGUCAGACCGGUAAGACCGCUGUUGCCAUUGACACCAUCCUGAACCAGAAGAGGUGGAACGAUGGCCAGGACGAGGACAAGAAGCUCUACUGUGUCUAUGUCGCUGUUGGCCAGAAGCGUUCGACUGUCGCACAGCUCGUCAAGACCCUUGAGGAGAAUGACGCGAUGAAGUACACUAUCAUCGUUGCUGCCACUGCGUCAGAGGCCGCUCCCCUUCAGUACUUGGCUCCCUUCUCUGGAUGUGCCAUGGGUGAAUGGUUCCGUGAUAACGGAAAGCACGGUCUGAUCAUCUAUGACGAUCUGUCCAAGCAGGCUGUUGCUUACCGUCAAAUGUCGCUGCUGCUUCGUCGUCCCCCUGGUCGUGAGGCUUACCCCGGUGAUGUCUUCUAUCUGCACUCGCGUCUGUUGGAGCGUGCCGCCAAGAUGAACGAGAAAUUCGGUGGUGGAUCUCUCACUGCUCUGCCUAUCAUUGAGACACAAGGCGGUGACGUGUCGGCGUACAUUCCGACGAACGUUAUUUCCAUCACUGACGGUCAGAUCUUCUUGGAGGCUGAGCUGUUUUUCCGUGGUGUUCGUCCUGCCAUCAACGUCGGUCUUUCCGUGUCCCGUGUCGGUUCAGCCGCCCAGACGAAGAUCAUGAAGAAGUUCGCCGGUUCGCUGAAGUUGUACCUUGCUCAGUACCGUGAAGUUGCCGCUUUUGCGCAGUUCGGUUCUGACCUCGACGCGUCGACGCGUUUCCUCCUGUCACGUGGUGCUCGUCUCACUGAGCUUCUGAAGCAAGGUCAGUACCAGCCCUUGUCGAUGGAGAUUCAGGUCCCUAUCAUCUACGCUGGUGUCAACGGUCUUCUCGACCCCGUCCCAGUUGACAAGAUCACUAAGUGGGAGGCUGAGUUCCGGUCACACUUGACCUCAGCACAGGCCCCCCUCUUACAGGAAAUUGCUGCUGGCUCGAUUACGCCUGAGCUGGAAGCAAGGAUUAAGAAGGUCGUCGAGGAGCAUGUCGCAUCGUUCACGUCGUAG